Penicillium nucicola is the source of this 357-nucleotide messenger RNA. Its product is annotated as ubiquinol-cytochrome c reductase complex assembly factor 2. The transcript has 2 exons. Gene Ontology annotation, molecular function: ribosome binding. Gene Ontology annotation, cellular component: Cbp3p-Cbp6 complex; mitochondrion. The coding region runs from base 1 to 357 and encodes 118 amino acids. The record is from RefSeq and is a predicted model, not a curated record. Gene Ontology annotation, biological process: mitochondrial respiratory chain complex III assembly. NCBI's taxonomy places the organism in Eukaryota, Fungi, Ascomycota, Eurotiomycetes, Eurotiales, Aspergillaceae.
AUGUCUAAAUCAACCCUCAACCCAAGCUCCAUCCAGAGCCGCCUCACAUACCUCCUAAAAUCCUGGCCCACCGACGCCGUUCGCCCAUCCUCAGUCUCUGUUCAAUCCUAUAUCCAAUCCCGUCUUCAGCCUACAGACAAGGCUACUCCAGCCAUAUCCGAGUCCUCCGUCAAUGCCUUGACCGCCCUGCUAAACGACCGCUUCGCGCGCGCGUAUCCUCUAUCGCCAAAGCUGCGCCGGCCGGCGAGUAGCCCCGAUCAUUAUGAUAAUGUUGUGCGGGAGUUUGCGGAGGCGCCCACUCGGGAUUGGCUUGGACGUUUGAAGAAAAGAAUGGCUGGUAUUAUCCGAUUGUCGUGA